Messenger RNA from Penaeus monodon (black tiger shrimp), 993 nucleotides. RefSeq lists its product as uncharacterized. Lineage: Eukaryota; Metazoa; Arthropoda; Malacostraca; Decapoda; Penaeidae. The transcript is spliced from 3 exons. The record is from RefSeq and is a predicted model, not a curated record. Bases 1 to 993 code for a protein of 330 amino acids. Gene Ontology annotation, molecular function: nucleic acid binding.
AUGACUUUAAGACAGUACAAGACAGGGGCCAGCAACCAUGUGCCGGACCUUCUCUCACGACCAGCAGGUGAUGUACCUCCAUCUAUGAAGACAGCUCGCCUACUAGAACAGGCCCAGGAGGCACAUGAUGACGCUGCUGAUAAGAUGGACCUCACUGGAAUGACAGCUGUUCAGACGAGGGAGCACCAGCUAUGGGACCCGGCAUGCGAGGACCCCCUGGGUUGGCUGGAAGGACGCCAGGCUGUACCUGGGGAGAGACCUCCUGCUGCACUCUUCAGCUUUGAGGCACUACGACAAGCCCACUGCCCUCCGACUGCCACCCAUCCUGGGGUCCACCAUACAUUCCAGAACCUGCAGGGCGCCUGGUACUUCCCCAAUAUGUAUCAUCUGGUGAGGGAGUAUGUGGCAGCCUCCCAUGCAUGUCAGCAGCGCAAGGGUGUGGCAGGACGCGCCCCAAUGGAAGGCCAUCCACUGCCAGAGGUCCCACUGGUGACAGUGUCAGCUGACCUUAUGGACUUGCGGGGAUCAGCAGCAUGUACUCUCCAUUGUGAACCAUCACACAUGGUUCAGCUGGUCUCACUGCUUGAUAAGAAGGCCGACAGAGUGCUAUGGGCCUUUGACGACCAUUAUUCCAAUGGGGUGGUGGAGCGCACCAAUCAGACAGUGAAGGAUGCGCUGGUGGCACUGGCUCGGCAGGCUCCUUCGCAGUGGCCCACCCAUCUUCCUGCUGUUCGCCUCGCCUUGAACUCAUCCAUCCACCGUGCUGUGAGGGACCAGCCGCUAUACUUGCUGACGGGUCUUAUGGUGCUCUUUGGGAAGGGCCUGAUUAACCGCCAGGCUGUGGACCCCAACCUGAUAUUGGCACGUCUUGCAGACGCUUGCUGGCUAGGUGUUGAAGUGAGCCGGAAGAUGCAGGAGACUAACAAGGCCCAGUAUGAGCACGUACCUCAGGCCCAUACGAGGAGGGAUCUCUGGUCCUACAUAAGGUCCUAG